This is a messenger RNA of Bathycoccus prasinos, 945 nucleotides long. Its product is annotated as tRNA pseudouridine synthase A. The transcript has a single exon. NCBI's taxonomy places the organism in Eukaryota, Viridiplantae, Chlorophyta, Mamiellophyceae, Mamiellales, Bathycoccaceae. The coding region runs from base 1 to 945 and encodes 314 amino acids. Gene Ontology annotation, molecular function: RNA binding; pseudouridine synthase activity. The record is from RefSeq and is a predicted model, not a curated record. Gene Ontology annotation, biological process: tRNA pseudouridine synthesis.
AUGCACUGGCGACAUCAGAGUUACAAAAACUCGUUGGAAAAUCCAGACUCGUUGCAAAGCGCGGAGUAUCGCGAACGAACCGGGAGAAACCACGUCUAUCGCGGCAUCGUAUCGUACGACGGGACGAAUUAUUUCGGAUUUCAAAAGCAAGGCGAGGAUAAAAUAACGAUUCAAUCGGAACUGGAGAGAUGCUUAAUGCAAAUAACGUGUCUCGAUAGAGAGUUGUUGUGUUUAGGCGCGGCGGGGAGAACGGACGCGGGCGUGCACGCGAGGAAACAAGUGUUUCAUUUCUACACGAAAGAACCUUUGAAAGACGAGUUGAACUUCAUGCGAGCGUGCAACAGGUUGUUGAACGAAGACGUGAGAGUGAUGGAAAUUGCCAAGCCGCACCCGAUGUUUCACUCGAGGUUUCACGCGAUUGAGAAGACGUACAGAUAUACGAUUGAUUUUGGGCUACCGCACAGUCCGUUCCAUCGGAAGACGGCGUUGUCUGUCGGGUAUCGAGAGUACGACAUGAAAUUGUUAGAGGAAGCGUGUAAAGUAUUUGUUGGAACGCACGAUUUCGCGGCUUUUAUGAAUCGGUCUAGAGAUGGUAAAAAUUUGGAAAGAAACUCGGAACGAACGAUUUACUCCUUUGAUGUCAUUCGCGGCGGCGGAGAAGAAGAAGGAGGAGAACGUUACGAAGAUCCUUCGUCGUCGUUAGUGUACUUGUACGUCACCGGCAAUGGAUUUUUAUACAAACAAGUUAGGAAUAUGGUUGGUGCCAUUUUAUCCGUGGCUGGAGGAAGAUAUACCAUAGAUGAUUUGAAAUUGUUCAUGGAGAAGAAGGAUAGAAAGCUCAUACCGAUGGCGGCUCCCGCGAAAGGUUUGUGUUUGUACGACGUAAAGUAUCCAGAUGAAAUGUACUUUUCUCCUCCUCCUUCUUCCUCUUCUUUAAGGAUUUGA